Messenger RNA from Sinocyclocheilus grahami, 1395 nucleotides. RefSeq names its product transmembrane protein 110, like (gene tmem110l). Gene Ontology annotation, cellular component: membrane. The record is from RefSeq and is a predicted model, not a curated record. Bases 263 to 1102 code for a protein of 279 amino acids. NCBI's taxonomy places the organism in Eukaryota, Metazoa, Chordata, Actinopteri, Cypriniformes, Cyprinidae. The transcript is spliced from 8 exons.
GUGACGUCAGCAAGCCGCUUUCCCCCCGUGUUGACUCAAUAACAAGAAAGAAGAAAAGUGACCUGAGAGAAAUGCUUUGUCUUGUGCCACAUCGCUCGAUUUCAAAACGACUUCAACAGCGCCGGUGUUGUGUAGCCAAUGCGAUCUCGGUUCUUCGGUCUUGUCUUCUCGCCAGUGAAGUUGAACGGAAAAUCUGUUUAAGUCGUUUGCGCGAGGAUUUCUGUUCCGAAAAGGAUCUCUCUUUUGAUUUUUAUACGUAAACAUGUUUGUUUUUUGGAAGAGCAGCAGUAAUAUGAGUGAUUUGGUGGGUCCGGGGUAUCAGGGUUGCGUGGACGGGUCUCUGAUGGACGGAUUCAGUGUUUUUAUUCAGGGUCUGUUGGCUGUUCUGGCUUUCAGCACUUUAAUGUUGAAAAGGUUUCGUGAACCCGUCGGAAUAAGAAGACCAUGGAGGAUCUGGUUCUUUGAUACGUCAAAGCAGGCUGUUGGGACUCUUUUCAUGCAUUUUGCCAACGUUUUCUUGUCCACACUCACCAAUGAAGAUCCCUGUUCUCUAUAUCUGUUGAACUUCCUGUUGGAUGCCACAUUGGGAAUGCUGGUGAUCUGGGCGGGGGUGAAGGUUGUUUCCAAGAUAGUGGAACAUAAACAGCUAACACUGCUGAUGUUUGGAGAAUACGGUGAUCCUCCUCGGAUAGCAGCCUGGUUGGCUCAGUGCUCAGUGUAUUUACUCAUUGUUGCUCUGGAGAAAAGUGUGGUCACUCUGGUGCUGCUCGUUCCUGGGUGGACCAAUUUGGAGGAGGUGGUGCUGGACUACAUCCCAAACCCACAGCUGGAGUUGGCUAUCGUCAUGCUGAUCGUGCCUUUCAUUGUAAACUCUAUAAUGUUCUGGGUGGUGGACAGUUUAACAAUGCGGAAAUAUAAGAAAAUGACGUCUCUGGAGGGCUCACGUGACUGUCCCAAGCAAGUAGAGGUGUUGCCAAAUGACAGCAAUGACGAAGCUGAGGUGCUGCUAAAGGAAGAUGAAGAUGAUGCUACAGUGUGUUCUGAACAGGAAGAACACGUCUCAACAAAAGAGGUGUUAAUACGAGUCUGUAUGGAAGUUUAAAACAAACGUUUAGAAGUAUACUUGUCAGAAUUUCUUAAACACUAUAUAUUAGUUCCUAAACCUAGUGAGCUGCCUUGAUGUUUACUUCCUACAUAGGCAGAUACCUUCCAAAUUGAAAUGGAAACUCAUAAGUGACUUUGGAACACUCUAAUUAGACUUCAACUUAGCGCAACUCAGAACUUUUCAUGUUAAGUACACACUGGAGAUGGGACUCGGUUGAUACCAAUAGAGUUUGGAGUUAGCAUGUUGCUAAGCUAACAACACAGUGCCAUAGACUGUAAAAAAAAAAAAAA